AUGCUUAUUGGAUUCAAGACCGCUACAGCCGAUGCCUUUUGCCACGGGUUUGUUACGAUUGGCGUGUAUGCCAUUCAAUGGACGCUCACCACUGCAGAAAACAAGAGCAUCGCAUCCUCCGCCUACGCCGCAACCACCGUUGUGUACACAUUCGUCCUUGCCACAUCAGGCGGCGUCGUCGGCACCAUCACGACCCUCGUCGGAGCUGCGUCCACCACGAUCACGGCCGACCUCGACUUGACCAAAGCCAACUUUACUGCCCUGAAAGAGAUCGAUGAAACUUGCUCCAACGAGAAUGUAACCGGGUUCACGCAGAGGAAGGAGUAA
Molecule: messenger RNA, 327 nt
Organism: Aphanomyces invadans
Lineage: Eukaryota; Oomycota; Saprolegniomycetes; Saprolegniales; Verrucalvaceae
Exons: 2
Coding region: 1-327 (108 amino acids)
Source: RefSeq, a predicted model, not a curated record